AUGGAAACAGUCGACGGCUCGCCGUCCACACUCCAAUGGUAUGAGGAAAGCCGCUUAAAAUAUCAACAAGUAGAGGUUGGGUUUUGGAGCGUACCGAAAGAAUAUGUCAAGUUCAAAAUCUCUCCUACAUUGAACAUCACCCAUAUUGGCACUGCCACCGCCAUUCUCGAACUUAACGGUUUUAACAUGCUCACUGAUCCUUUCUUCUCACCCGCUGGAUCUACGUGGCCAAUCACCGACAAGGUUGCCCUUACUGUGGAAGACGAUCUUGCUCUCCGUCUAGAGCAACUCCCUGUUAUUGAUGCUGUACUUCUGAGCCACGAAGAUCACCCCGACAACCUGGAUGAGCUGGGCCGGCGCCUUCUAAAUGACCGCCGCGUCUUCACCACUCUUUGGGGAAAGAUAGACACUGUCAUCGCCGGACAGAAGCCCCAGAUCAUUGGCACUUCAACACAGCAUUUGCCUGGUGGUGAAUACACUGGCUUCAUUGUCACAGGAGAAGGAUUCGGAACUGGUCGGGACGGUCUUCCAAACGCAAUCUGGUUCUUAGACGACACUGUGUACAUCGACGAAUUGAAGAAGAUGGCUGAAGAGUAUCAUAUUUGCGCUGCCGUUCUCAACCUAGGCAACGCAUAUGCCCCUGCGAAUCUUGAGGGCCCUAAUGGUCCCCUGCUGCAGAUUACCAUGGAUGGCAAAUCGGCUGCUAGGUUAAUAAAAACAGACGUCCUGGUCCCUAUGCAUUAUGAGUCGUGGGGCCAUUUCACACAGUUCGGGGAGGAGCUGGCCGAAGGUUUUGAGAGUGAGAGCGUUAUGGAUAAGGUGUGUUGGCCGAAACCAGGAGAGGCAGUGUCUGUUUCUCCUGUAUACAACCACUAUGCCUGA
Aspergillus alliaceus is the source of this 882-nucleotide messenger RNA. RefSeq names its product MBL fold metallo-hydrolase. The transcript has 4 exons. NCBI's taxonomy places the organism in Eukaryota, Fungi, Ascomycota, Eurotiomycetes, Eurotiales, Aspergillaceae. Bases 1 to 882 code for a protein of 293 amino acids. The record is from RefSeq and is a predicted model, not a curated record.